Messenger RNA from Fusarium odoratissimum NRRL 54006, 408 nucleotides. RefSeq lists its product as uncharacterized. The record is from RefSeq and is a predicted model, not a curated record. Lineage: Eukaryota; Fungi; Ascomycota; Sordariomycetes; Hypocreales; Nectriaceae. The transcript has a single exon. The coding region runs from base 1 to 408 and encodes 135 amino acids.
AUGCAGACAAACGACUUCUGCAGCGAUCUUCGCAAAAAGGUGCGGCAAGUCAAGGCUAUCAAACCUCCACCAGAGAUGGCCAGGAUGAAAGCUGGUAAAGAUAUAUACUUCGAGAGGCAGGCAAAAGCCGAGAUGGGAUCCUCUGUAGACGAGGAAAGUCUGAGCCUGCCGGGUGCUCAAUUUGGGACCUAUCAUCUGAAGCACCGCAGAGAAACCUUUGGCCCACGGGGCAAUGACCAGCCGUCACUUGAUCUACCGGUAUUUAGAAGACAAUCGGUCUUUGAGAAGCUGGAGAAGCUUACAGUAAAGCUAAGGAAUAAAUUUGGAGCUCCCUUUGAAGACAAGGUCCUGAUGAUAGGUGAGAUUCCGCCACUCCUCGGUGUUCACCUGCUCGAAUACAUGAUUUAG